Grosmannia clavigera kw1407 is the source of this 261-nucleotide messenger RNA. RefSeq lists its product as uncharacterized. NCBI's taxonomy places the organism in Eukaryota, Fungi, Ascomycota, Sordariomycetes, Ophiostomatales, Ophiostomataceae. The transcript has a single exon. The record is from RefSeq and is a predicted model, not a curated record. Bases 1 to 261 code for a protein of 86 amino acids.
AUGUUCACAAUCCUGACUGGGCACCCCAACUCGGCCAACGCUCGCAAGCGUUUUGGAGAAAUCAAAAAGAGAGUACGGGAGCAGGUUUUCAGCGAGGGUGAUGGGAUCCCAAUCUCUGUCCCAUCCACGCCUCGCAAGAGGAAGACCAAAGCAAAUGACGACUCCACCUCACCGACGAAGAAAACCAAGGCUGGAAAAAAGAAGGCCGAGGACCCGGGGGAGUUGGGUGAUUCUGUGAAGACCGAACCUAGCGACGCUUGA